AUGAACAAAGACAAGUCCAUUGAAAUCCAAAAACAAGUGCGCGACAAUUCGUCUGAUUUGAGGACUGAAUUUUUAGAUUUAAAAUAUUGGGAAGAAAAAAUGAAAAAAGCUGAAGCUGAAUUAACAAACACCGCUGAUGAUUCUCACCAGAUUUUGCCACCGGUAAGAAGAAAGAAAAGUUCUAAAAUAAAAUCUAAGACUAAAGAAAUUGGAACGAAAGCUAAAAGAAUAAAAUCUUAUGAUUAUUCUGCUUGGGAUAAUUUUGACGUGGACAAAGCUUGUGAAGAAAUAGAAAAAGAAAAUGAAUCUGAAGAUUCUGGAGAUGAAAGUCUUAGCAAAGAAGAAUUAGAAAAAAAAUACGAGGAAGCUGUUGUUCAAAAAGGACUUGGGAAUAAACGUGCGACAGCCAGGAUGGCUUUAAAACAGUAUAAAGAAGCUAUAAGUGACUUGGAAAAAUUGUUAACGCUGGAAAAAGAUAACAAGGAAGCUAAAAAAAUGCUUGAGACUGCACGAAAGUAUCUUAGUAAGUCAGAUGUUUCUUUGACGGCUGAAGUCUCUUCGUUAGAUAAAAAAAAUCAAGCUGAGAAAGAAGAAAGAAACAAUAAAAUUAUUGAUGAAAAAUUUAAAGAUGAAAAAGAAGUCAAAAAUAAAGUUGAAGAAAAAAAAGAAAAUAAAAUUAAAGAAAAAAUAGAAAAUAAAAUUGAAGAAAAAAAAGUGCCUGAAUCUAAGUCAGUAAUUAAAUUCCGUGAAUGGUUACCAAUAAUUGACAAAGAUGUAGAUAUAAUUAAACCUAUCAACAAACUACCUCAUCAAAGAAUAAAAAAACCACUUAAAUCUAUCCCGAUAAAUAUUACCGAUUUAACUAAAUGGUCUGAU
Molecule: messenger RNA, 876 nt
Organism: Cotesia congregata
Lineage: Eukaryota; Metazoa; Arthropoda; Insecta; Hymenoptera; Braconidae
Source: the annotation of a GenBank genome assembly